Molecule: messenger RNA, 3995 nt
Organism: Anoplopoma fimbria (sablefish)
Lineage: Eukaryota; Metazoa; Chordata; Actinopteri; Perciformes; Anoplopomatidae
Product: gamma-aminobutyric acid type B receptor subunit 2-like
Biological process (GO): gamma-aminobutyric acid signaling pathway; G protein-coupled receptor signaling pathway
Cellular component (GO): G protein-coupled receptor heterodimeric complex; membrane
Molecular function (GO): G protein-coupled GABA receptor activity
Source: RefSeq, a predicted model, not a curated record
CUCUCUCUCCUCUCCUCUCUCCUCUCUUUUCCUCUCUCUCCUCUCCUCUCUCCUCUCUUUUCCUCUCUCUCCUCUCCACUCUCCUCUCUUUUCCUCUCUCCUCUCUCCUCUCUCUUUUCCUCUCUCUCCUCUCCACUCUCCUCUCUUUUCCUCUCUCCUCUCUCCUCUCUCCUCUCUUUUCCUCUCUCUCCUCUCCUCUCUCCUGUCUCCUCUGAGCGCUUUAGAACCCGGUCUGUCUUGGUCUCUUUAUCUUCUAGGAGGAGUAAACCCUGCAGGCGGUCUGGAUUAGUGUGCUGUGGGGUGAACGUGGUCUUAGCGUGGCCUUAGCGUGGUCUUGGCGUGUCCUUAGCGUGGUGACGGUGAUCUGACAUCUGGUCCAUGUUGAUCCUUUUAUCCACCGGCUGCUCACUGAGGAUUACAGAGUCCUGCAGGAGCAGCAGAGGGACCGGGAUCAGGACCAGGUCCAGCACAUGACCAUGGUGGAGGUGUUCAGGAUGCUGCUGGUCUGCCUGCUGCUGGUGGGUCCGGUCCUGAAUCAGGUCCGACACCCUCUGCCGGUGCUGUGGAUGAUGCCGGUCGGGUCGGGGGGGGAGUCCCCGGCGGUCCGACUCGCUCUGCAGGACCUGAAGACUCGACCGCCUCCGCUGGGGGACUACGAGAUCCAGCUCCAGCUGCUGGACUCACAGUGUGACACUGCUGAAUCACUCAAAGCCCUGUUUGACGCCAUGUGGGCGGGGCCAAACUACCUGCUGCUGUUUGGGGGGGUGUGUCCAUCUGUGACGGCGCUCAUCGCUCGCUCUCUGCCGGCUCUCAACCUGCUGCAGGUAUCCUUCGCAGCCUCGUCCCCCAGCCUGUCCAACAGGAAGUGGUACGGGAACCUGUUCAGCACGGUGCCGUCGGACCGAUCCCUGAACCAGGCCACUGUGAAGCUGCUGCAGCGCUUCAAGUGGACCAGGGUCGGGGUCCUCACACAGGAGGGACCCCGACUCUCUGAGAUGAAGAAGGAUCUGAACCGACAGCUUCUGAAGGCCGAUGUUCAGGUGGUUUCCUCAGAAAGUCUCUCUGAGGACGUCUGCAGCAGCUUGAGGAGGCUGAAGGAACAUGACGUUCGUAUCCUCAUCGGACAGUUUGAGGAGGACUCAGUCUCUGAGGUCUUCUGCUGUGCCUACAGGCUCAACAUGUUUGGAGCUCGGUACCAGUGGCUGGUUGUUGAUGGGGGGACAGCUGGAUGGAGGCUGGGGCAGGUUUCUGGAUGCACGGACACCAGUCUGCUGACGGCUGCAGACGGAUCCAUCAGACUGCAGACGAGACCGCUAGGCAACAGCAACACACCGGGGAUCUCUGGACGGACUCCUCAGGACUACCAGGACUCCUACCUCAGACAGCUGACCCCGGACGGGUCAAAGGUCGGCCCCCUCCACACCUUCGCCUACGACGCGGUCUGGGUCGCUGCCGGAGCUCUCAGUCAGGUGAUGGAGGCCGUGAAGCACCGAGAGAAGUACAGCAGCCAGAGAAACGUGAGCGUCACCGGGGAGGAAAUCCAGAGGACGCUGCUGGAGGCCGUGAGGCAGACGCAGUUUGAAGGAGUCACGGGUCCAGUGUUUUUCCGUAACGGGGAGCGGAUGACAACCAUCGAGAUGAUCCAGUUUCAAGACAGCAGUGGCGUGUUGGUGGGAGACUUCAGUACGUCCACACAACAGCUGCGACUGAACCACCUGCUGAAGUUCACAGGUCCAGGACCAGCCAGAGACCAGACUCUGGUCCUGGUGCAGCGGCAGCAUGUCAGCCUCCUGCUGUACAUCGUGAUGUCAUCAUCUGCAGCGGUGAGCGUCUUCAUCACUCUGAGCGUCCUCCUGUUCACCGCCGUCAGCCGUCCACACCGGCGGCUGAGACGCAGCGAUGGAUCCCAGGACGAGCUGCUGCUGCUGGGCCUCCUGCUGUCCUCCUCCUCCGUCCUGGUCUCCGGUCUGGACGGAGCCUCCUGGUCCCCCUGGACCUCUGAGCUCCUCUGCUCGGUGCGUGUGUGGACGCUGUCUCUGGGCCUCACUGUGAGCUUCACCGUGCUGCUCAUCAGAACCUGGAGGCUUCAUCCUCUCUGCAGCAUCAGACGGAGGCCGGCCGGCUGCGUGCUGCUGCUCCUCCUGCUGCUGCUGGAUGUGUUGCUUUUAAGCACCUGGCAGGUCCUGGACCCUCUGAGGCGGGUGGAGCUACAGCUCAGACCUCAGAACGUCUCUGCUGAUCCGGACCGGGUCGUCCAGAUGUUCUCUGAAUGCUGCAGCAGCUCCAACAUGCAGCUGUGGCUCACUGCUGUCUGCGGAUACAAAGCUCCUCUCCUGGGUCUGGGCUGUCUGGUGGCCUGGAGCGUGCGGACUCUGGAUCACCCUGAACCCCUGACGCUGAGCGUGUUUGUCGUGACGGCGUUCAGCGUGUCGGGACUGUUAGGAGCUCUGCUGACGACCCACAAUCCUCCUCUGCAGCUGUGUGUGACCGGCGUCCUCGUCCUCUGCUGCAACGUCUUCAUCCUCAGCGGGCUGUUUGGACCCGGGAUCCUGUACGCGUGUUCACACGGUGGCGAGCUGCAGCCGCCGUCAGAGCGGAGAGAGGAGGAGGACCGGACGAGGCUGAGCCGGCUGAACCAGCAGCUGAAGAGUCAGACUGCACAGCUGGAUGAGGAGAUAGAAACCAUCAGCAUGCAGCUCUGUGAGGCGUCGGAGCUGAAGCUUCACCCGGUGACCAGAGGACGAGACCCGGCUCAGGUCUGUUGUGAGGAGAGGAACCCAGAGAGGAACCCGGACAGGAACCCGGACAGGAACCCGGAGAGGAACCCGGAGAGGAACCCGGACAGGAACCCGGACAGGAACCCGGAGAGGAACCCGGACAGGAACCCGGAGAGGAACCCUUUGAGUCCAGACGGCAUCAACUCUCCUGAACACGUGCGGCGCCGUCUGUCCGUCCAGCUGCCGAUCCUCCAUCAUUCCUACCUGCCGGCCGUCGGCGGCGUCAGCGCCAGCAGCUCCCGUCUGUUCGACCCCCGGGAUGACUACUUCCUGUUCGCCUGACGCCACGCGGCUGCUGAACCAAUCAGACGGCAGCUGAGACCUUCAGACUGUUCUGAACCAGAGGACUCUGGUUCUGGUCCCCACCCAGACUAACAGAAGGACGCUGACUCUUUUAUUUCAAUAUUACAGCGUUUUGUAAUAAAAAUCUAAAAUAUGACAGAAGUCACAUUUCUUUGCUUUUAAAAUGUUUUAUAAUCGACUGAACAUCCUGAAAUGAUUCCUGUUUACUCAGCCGAGCCACAAAACAGGACAACGAGCAGAGAUCAGGCGGGGAGGAUCUCCUGAGAGACGCUGCUCUGGAACUAACAGGAGCUUUGAGCUUCACUUUGUUGGAAAAGGAUUGGAUGGAUUUACAUAGUUAAAAACAACGUCCUGAUGAUUUAGAUGAUUUUAUGAAUAUGUAACGUUUGUCCUGAGGUCAGACACAAGGAGCUGCUUCAGUCCCAACAUGUUCGGACGGACCUCCAGCUGUUUAAGAUCCUAAAGAACCAGUUAAAGAACCUCAAAGUGCUUUAAAUGCUCUUUAGGAUCUGAAUGCAGCUACAUAAAUAUCUAAAUAAUCAAAACAGAGUUCAGUAGAAGAGUACUGUGCAGAGUAUAUACAUAUGUACAAAUAAGUAUAUAUGUAUAUAUGAUUAGAUAUAUAACUUAUCAUUUAUACUGUGACGGCCCCUGCCUAGGUUAUAAAUGUACAAGGUGGUAUUACCAGUUGUUUGUCCCUGUGUCCCUGAAGGUGACACAGGGAUGCAGUGGGCAGAGUACUGGAUGCAGAGCACCUGGUCUUGGAGCUCCUCGGGGAUAAGAGCCCUCCUCCAGUGUUGCUCUCUCACUCUCUCCGGCUGACCUGGAGGCACCAUGCCAGUGUCUGCCCGUUUGGCCGUGGUUUGUUCUUGUUUUCACUAACAACACCCCACACUUCAUUAUGCUCACACAUUC